Molecule: messenger RNA, 3311 nt
Organism: Nicotiana tabacum (common tobacco)
Lineage: Eukaryota; Viridiplantae; Streptophyta; Magnoliopsida; Solanales; Solanaceae
Source: RefSeq, a predicted model, not a curated record
GUCUAUCAGAUCGGUCAGCAGAUAGUAAUGGGAUUAAUGGAUUGCAUGAGGCAGACAGGUGGUGCUGCUCAGGAAGGAGAUCCAACAUUGGUUUCCUCUGCUAUAUCUGCAAUUGUUUGUAAUAUCGGGCAAGUCAUAGCGAAGAUACCUGAUUUGACUGCCAGUAAUAAUCACCUGAGCUUCUCUUCCACUUCUGCUUCAUUGCAUUUUGCACGGUGCAUCUUACGCAUUCAUGUAAUAUGUCUUUGUAUACUUAAGGAAGCUCUUGGAGAGCGUCAAAGCCGUGUCUUUGAAGUUGCUCUUGCCACUGAAACGUCCUCUGCCCUUGCACCAGUUUUUGCUCCUGGAAAAGCUCCUCGUUCUCAGUUUCAGCUCUCUCCGGAAUUGAAUGAUUCUAAUCCGCCCAGUGAUAUUCUAAACAAUUCAAGUAGAGUAGCUCUUGGGCGGGCUGCAAAAAUAUCUGCAGCUGUGUCUGCACUUGUUAUCGGGGCAAUUCUUCAGGGAGUUGCUAGCCUAGAGAGGAUGGUCUCUCUCUUCAGAUUGAAGGAUGGUUUGGACGUUGUCCAUUUUAUGAGGAGUAUGAGGUCCAAUUCAAAUGGGAAUGCACGUUCAGUUGGGACAUUAAAGGCAGAUAGUUUGGCUGAAGUUUCUGUCCACUGGUUUAGGGUGCUUGUGGGGAACUGUAGAACAGUUUCUGAUGGAUUUAUUGUAGACCUUCUGGGUGAAGCUUCUAUUCUGGCCCUAUGUAGAAUGCAGCGGAUGCUACCUUUGAACUUGGUCUUCCCUCCUGCAUUUUCAAUGUUUGCAUUUGUUCUGUGGAGGCCAUUGAUUCUAAAUGCAAGUUCUGGGACUCGUGAUGAGGUUCAACAAUUACAUCACUCUUUAUUGUUGGCUUUUGGUGAUGUUAUAAAGCACUUGCCAUUUCGUGAAGUAUGUUUGAGAGACACACAUAGUCUUUAUGACCUCAUAGCUGCGGAUACUGUUGAUUCUGAUUUUGCAUCCCUGUUAGAAGCAAGUGGUGUUGACUUGCGCACGAAGGCUUCUGCCUUUGUGCCACUCCGUGCACGGCUUUUCCUAAACGCCCUUAUUGAUUGUAGAAUACCUCAGCCAAUUGUUAAACAGGAUGAUGGAAAUCAGGUGGGAGUACAAGGAGAGUCAAAGUUUCAUGGUGCUGAAAAUGAGACAAAACUUCUGGAUAAGCUCGUAUACAUUUUGGAUACCUUGCAGCCUGCCAAGUUUCAUUGGCAAUGGAUUGAGCUCAGGCUCCUCUUAAACGAGCAAGCUGUAAUUGAGAAACUGGAGGGCCAUGAUCUCUCUUUAGUUGAAGCUUUAAGAGCCCUCUCGCCCAACACUGAUAAAGCAUCGGUCUCUGAGAACGAGAGCAACAUUAUUGAAAUGAUCCUUACCAGGUUGCUUGUUAGACCUGAUGCUGCUCCACUUUUUUCUGAAGUUGUACAUCUUUUGGGGAGGUCACUUGAGGAUUCCAUGCUAUUACAGGCCAAAUGGUUUCUAGGAGGCCAUGAUGUGCUUUUUGGAAGGAAAUCUGUUCGUCAACGGCUCAUUAAUAUUGCUGUAAGUAAAGGUCUUUCAACUAGAGCUCAGUAUUGGAAGCCGUGGGGAUGGUGUCCUUCCAACUCUGAUCCCACAACAAGCAAGGGAGAGAAGUUCAAAUCUGAAGUUUCCUCCAUAGAAGAAGGAGAAGUGGUGGAUGAAGGGACUACCUUGAAACGGCCUGUGAAGGGGUCUGGCCAUACUGUUGAUGUUGAAGGGUUCCUUGUCCGUCAGCAGCAUGUCACUGAGAGAGCUCUUGUUGAUUUAAUUCUCCCUUGUCUUGAUCAAGCCUCAGAUGAUUCAAGAAGCACAUUUGCUAGUGAUAUGAUAAAACAGAUGAACCACAUUGAGCAACAGAUUAAUGCAGUUACUCGUGAAGCGAGCAAGCCUGCUGGAACAAUUGCUUCUGGAAUUGAAAGUCCAACAACUAAAAGCAGCCGCAAGGGCACAAGAGGUAGCAGUCCUGGGUUAGCCAGACGAGCCUCUGGUCCGGCAGAAACAGUACCACCUUCACCCGUGGCUUUGCGAGCAUCAUUGUCAUUGCGCUUGCAGUUCAUCCUGAGAUUAUUCCCUAUAAUAUAUGCAGAUAGGGAACCGUCAGGGCGUAAUAUGAGAUACAUGCUUGCCUCAGUUAUAUUGCGUACCCUUGGAAGUAGGAUUGUGCAUGAAGAUGCAAGCCACUUCUUUAAUCAAGCUUAUAGUUCGAAGAGAGAAUUAGAUUCACUUGUGGAGGCUUCUUCUACUGCUUCUGUUGUUAUGUCCUUGGAAAGUCUUUUUGAUCGUUUAUUACUGUUGUUGCAUGGUUUGCUGAGUAGCCACCAACCACGUUGGCUCAAGGGGAAAUCUAGCUCUAAAUCAUCCAGUGAAUCUAGCAAGGACUACUCUGCAUUUGAGCGUGAGGGAGCUGAGAAUCUCCAGAAUGAAUUGGAUCGAAUGCAGCUUCCCGAGACAGUCAGAUGGCGCAUCCAAAGUGCCAUGCCAAUUCUUUUCCCUUCUGUUCGGUGGUCAAUAUCUUGUCAGCCCCCAUCAGUAGCACCUGCUGCUCUCAGUUCCCUUCUACCCAGCAACCCAAUAUCUGUAUUGCACUCGUCUAAUGGUUUGAACCAAACUCAGAGGACUCCAGUUUCUUUAUUACGAACUGCCAUGAGUGUGUCCGGGAAGGCCAAGCACGUAUCAUCACAGCAAGAGAAUGAUCUUGAGGUGGAUCCAUGGAUUCUUUUAGAGGAUGGGGCAGGGUCAAGUCAAUCAUCAAGUAACUCUACCUUAGUUGGUGGGAGUGAUAAUGCCAAUUUGAAGGCAUCCAACUGGCUUAAAGGCACUGUAAGGGUUAGAAGGACAGAUCUCACGUAUAUAGGUGCAGUAGAUGAUGACAGCUGAUUUGAGUUACAUAUUCCUUUUUGAAUUGGAGGAGGAGCAAAGCCGAGACAGGUCUUUCAUUAACCCUACACUCUUUUUUGGUAUCUGGAAUCACCAUGUCAGAGCGUUUCUCCGCUUGCCUUUAGCGGCAUAUGAAGCUGCUGGGAGGCCCAUUCUUUUCUGGGGCAUUGGGUUGCAGACAAAACCCUGAAGCAGCUUUUCUCUAGCCUGCCCAUCCAACUGCUCUAGAACCCAGCUCGACUACUAACUUGUUCAUUAAGCCCCUUCGUAGAUUGCCCAAAUCAUGGCGCUGUCCGAUGGUUGUUGUACAUAUUGGAACUAUUGUUUCCUUACGUUGAGCUGAUUAGAAUAUUCAAAGGAACGAUAAUGUAGCUGUUUCAUGA